Molecule: messenger RNA, 475 nt
Organism: Centruroides sculpturatus (bark scorpion)
Lineage: Eukaryota; Metazoa; Arthropoda; Arachnida; Scorpiones; Buthidae
Product: exocyst complex component 3-like
Exons: 3
Coding region: 177-437 (86 amino acids)
Biological process (GO): exocytosis; exocyst localization
Cellular component (GO): exocyst
Molecular function (GO): SNARE binding
Source: RefSeq, a predicted model, not a curated record
GAGAUGGUGCUUAAUGCCUAACUCUAGUGCCAAAUUAUUUAGGAUUUAAUAAUCAUUAGUAGCAGUAAUGCAGUUAAAAAAUGUGCAUUGAAGAUUUCUUAAAAAUUUAAUUUUUGUAUUUGGAGUGUAAAUUUUUACUUCAUUUAUUUUUAAUACUUUUUUUUAGAAGUGCAGAAAUGUUAGGACAUCCAGAUUUGAAUAUAGAUGUUAAAAAAUUAGGUCCUCUACUUGAAAACAACAUAGUGGAAAAUCUAAUAGAUGAGUAUCUAAAAAAUCUUAAUACAAACUAUCAAGAUUGGAUGAAGAAUACAUUAGCAUCAGAAGUUAAGGAUUGGCAGAGAGAAAUUGAACCAGAGAAAGAUGGGGAAAAUCUAUUUCAUACUUCAUUACCUGUUAUUGUUUUUCAUAUGAUUGAUCAACAUGUAAGUAAAAUUUAAAUGAAAGAUAAAAUAUUCAAAUUCUUAAUAUAAUAGAU